Messenger RNA from Nerophis lumbriciformis (worm pipefish), 7006 nucleotides. RefSeq names its product plexin-A1-like. Gene Ontology annotation, biological process: semaphorin-plexin signaling pathway; regulation of cell migration. Gene Ontology annotation, molecular function: protein binding; semaphorin receptor activity. The record is from RefSeq and is a predicted model, not a curated record. Lineage: Eukaryota; Metazoa; Chordata; Actinopteri; Syngnathiformes; Syngnathidae. Gene Ontology annotation, cellular component: semaphorin receptor complex; plasma membrane.
CUGGUUCUUCUCCUGCAUCUUCUCCCUCAGCCUGGAAUGUACAAAUCAUUAUUUGAAGAUUGAAGAUCUGGGUUUUUUUUUGGGUCUGAGUGCCAAGCAAUUAAGGACUUGUGCGAGCAAGCUGGAGGCGGACGAGGCUGAAGAAAGGACCAUGAGGUUGUGAGAACAAGAGGCAGGACAAAAGAAGUCAUCACCUGGAAGUGGACUAUACGUCGUUACCACCAUGCUCUCACCUCUCGUCUUUCUCUUGAUCCUCCCCCUGUCCACGACCACCACCACCACCUCCUCGUCUUCCCCUCCUCCUUUCCUGUCAUUUUCUCCACCAGAAGGGGGUCUCACGCAUUUGGUGGUCAAUAACAAAUCCGGCGAGGUCUACCUGGGCGCCGUCAACUGGAUCUAUAAACUGUCCGGCAACCUGACCAAGCUCCGAAGCCACGUGACCGGCCCUGUGACCGACAACCCUCGCUGCUACCCGCCGCCCGGCGUCCAGUCGUGUCCCUACGAGCUGGUGCAGACCCCCAAUACCAAUAAACUGCUGCUGCUCGACGACGCCCACAACCGCUUGAUCGCGUGCGGGAGUACCUCCCAGGGAAUUUGCCAGUUCCUUCGACUGGACGAUCUGUUCAAGCUGGGCGAGCCCCAUCACCGCAAGGAGCAUUACCUAUCCAGCGUUGCCGAGGCAAGCACCAUGUCCGGGGUGGUCAUCUCUCCCGACGUCUUCGGCGGAGGCGGGAAACUCUUUGUCGGCACUCCCAUCGACGGGAAGUCGGAGUACUUUCCGACUCUGUCCAGCCGCAAGUUGAUGUCCAACGAGGAGAACGCGGACAUGUUCAGCUUCGUCUACCAGGACGAGUUCGUCUCCUCGCAGCUGAAGAUCCCGUCAGACACCCUCUCCAAGUUCCCGGCGUUUGACAUCUACUACAUCUACGGCUUCAGCAGUGAGCAGUUUGUCUACUACCUCACGUUGCAGCUGGACACCCAGCUCACUUCCCCCGACGCGGGCAGCGAGCAGUUCUUCACCUCAAAGAUCGUGCGGCUCUGCGUGGACGACCCCAAGUUCUACUCCUACAUCGAGUUCCCCAUUGGCUGCACCAAAGACGGAGUGGAGUAUCGCUUGAUCCAGGAUGCUUACUUGGCCCGACCGGGCUCCCGUUUGGCUCAGUCGCUUGGUAUUUCGCAGCGCGAUGAGGUUCUUUUCGCCGUGUUUGCCCAGGGCCAGAAGAACAGGGCCAAGCCACCCAAGGAGACGGCUUUGUGUCUGUUCACAAUGAAGCAGAUCAAGGAGAAGAUUAAAGAAAGGAUUCAGUCAUGCUACAGCGGAGUCGGGAUACUCUCCUUACCCUGGCUGCUCAACAAGGAACUGUCCUGCAUCAACUCGCCGUUGCGGAUUGACGAUAAUUUCUGCGGCCACGACUUCAACCAGCCUCUGGGGGGCACCGCCACCAUCGAGGGCGUCCCGCUGUACGUGGACAAGGAGGACGGCAUGACCUCCGUGGCGGCCUACGAUUACCGCGGACACACGGUGGCGUUCAUGGGCACUCGCGGCGGACGUAUGAAAAAGGUUGUGGUCACCUCAAUCAGCCAGCCCGCUCUGCUCUACGAAAAUGUCCCGGUGAGCGACGGCAGCCCCGUCCUCAAAGACCUGCUCUUCAGCCCCGACCACCAGCACCUGUACACCCUCAGCGAUAAACAGGUCACACGGGUGCCGGUGGAGAGCUGCGAGCAGUACGCUUCCUGCGAGGCGUGCCUGGGGUCCGGGGACCCUCACUGUGGCUGGUGUGUGCUGCACAACAUAUGUUCUAGAAAGGACCACUGCGAGCGCGCCGAGGAGCCUCAGCGUUUCACCACCAGAGUGGAUCAGUGCGUCCGACUCUCCGUCCAACCCGACACCGUCUCGGUCACCAUGUCCGAAGUCCAGCUGGUACUUCAGACCCAGAACGUGCCCAGUCUGUCGGCGGGAGUCAACUGUUCAUUCGGGGGCUACGUGGAAACCGAAGGACGCAUCUACGGCGGUCGGAUCUUCUGCUUGUCGCCCUCUGCUAAAGAAGUAGCGCCAAUCACGCACAACCAAGGCGACCAGCGUGUGAUUAAACUCCAUCUGAGGUCCAAGGAGACGGCCAAGACGUUUGCCAGCGUGGAUUUCAUCUUCUACAACUGCAGCGUGCACAGAUCGUGUCUGUCUUGUGUGGACGGCAAGUUCCCGUGUCACUGGUGCAAAUAUCGCCACAUGUGCACGCAGGACGCCAGCGACUGCUCCUUUCAGGAGGGACGCGUCAACACCUCACAGGAGUGUCCUCAAAUCCUGCCCUCCACUCAGAUCUAUAUCCCCGCCGGAGUUAUGAGGCCAAUCACGCUGCUGGCUCAGAACCUGCCUCAGCCGCAAUCCGGACAGAGGAACUACGAGUGCAUGUUUCACAUCCAAGGCAACACGCUCAGCGUCCCGGCCCUGAGGUUCAACAGCAGCAGCAUCCAGUGCCAGAAGAUCAUAUACGACUACGAGGGCGGCGACAUCAGCGACCUGCCAGUCGAUCUGUCCGUGGUGUGGAAUGGAAACUUCGUCAUCGACAAUCCCUUCGACAUUCAAGCCCACUUGUACAAGUGCCGGGCCCUGCGGGAUAGCUGCGGCAUGUGUCUGAAGGCAGACCCCAGGUUCGAGUGCGGCUGGUGCGUGCAGGACAGGAAGUGCUCCCUCAGACAGGAGUGUGCCGUCGGAGGAAAUUCUCACCCGCUGCUGCAGUUCAGCGACGUGGGCGGCUGGAUGCACGCUGCCUCUGGGAACAGCCGGUGCUCUCACCCCAAAAUCACCAAGUUGUUUCCAGACACCGGACCUCGCCAAGGAGGCACCAGGGUGACCAUCGUAGGAGAGAACCUGGGUCUGCACUUCAGGGACAUCCAGUCGGGCGUCAGGUUAGGCAAAGUGCCCUGCGUCCCCAUCGAGGAGGAGUACCUGAGUGCUGAGAGGAUAGUGUGUCAGCUCAAUGACGCCACAGGAUACAGGGUCCAAGAGGCUCAGGUGGAGGUGUGUGUGAGGGACUGUGUCAACGACUACAGAGCUCUGUCCCCCAGGCCCUUCACGUUUGUGACGCCGUUCUUCACUCGCAUCCAGCCUUCUCAGGGACCUAUCUCGGGGGGCACCCGCGUGACUAUCGAGGGGAGCUACCUCAACGCGGGCAGCUCCGUGUCCGUCAGCAUCGGGCCGCAACCCUGCCUCUUUAAAAAGAGGAACGCCCACGAGAUUGUGUGCGUAACGCCAGCUGGCCUGGCACCAGGAAGCACGCCCGUCCUGGUGGACAUAGACCACGCUGAGCUCAGAAACCCGGAGGUGAAGUUUAACUACACCGAGGACCCCACUGUGCUCAAGAUUGAACCCGACUGGAGCAUCGCCAGUGGUGGAACUCUGCUUACAGUGAGCGGAACCAACCUGGCAACCAUCAGAGAGCCAAAGAUCAGGGCCAAAUAUGGGCAGGCUGAGUCUUUCCAUAACUGUACAGUAUACAACAACUCAGUGAUGGUCUGCCUAGCUCCGUCCGUGGCCGAGUCCGAGCUGGGCUUUUCCGAAUCCGGCACGGGUCCGGAUGAGAUCGGGUUUUACAUGGACAAUGUGAACGCUUUAGUCGUGGUCAACGAGACUUUCAGCUACUACCCCGACCCCGUGUUCGAACCGCUCAGCUCCAACGGGAUCCUGGAGCUCAAACCAACAUCUCCGCUCAUACUCAAGGGUCGUAACCUGAUCCCGGCAGCCCCGGGUAACAGUCGCCUGAACUACACGGUGCUAAUUGGGGAGACCCCCUGCAUCCUCACCCUGUCUGAGAGCCAGCUACUCUGUGAGUGGCCCAACCUCACAGGACAACAUAAAGUCACGAUCCGAGCCGGCGGGUUUGAGUACUCCCCCGGUACUCUCCACAUUUACUCGGAUAGCCUGCUGACUCUGCCCGCCAUCAUCGGGAUCGGAGGGGGCGGCGGGAUGCUCCUGUUGGUCAUCAUCGCCGUGCUGAUAGCUUAUAAGAGGAAAUCCAGAGAUGCGGAUCGCACCCUGAAGCGUCUUCAGCUACAGAUGGACAACCUGGAGUCCAGAGUGGCCCUGGAAUGUAAAGAAGCCUUUGCUGAACUCCAGACAGACAUCCACGAGCUCACCCAAGAACUGGACGGAGCCGGAAUUCCCUUCCUGGACUAUCGGACGUACGCGAUGAGGGUCCUAUUCCCGGGCAUUGAGGACCACCCUGUGCUCAAGGAGAUGGAGGUACGGGUGCAGGCAAAUGUGGAAAAAGCUCUGACGCUGUUUGGCCAGUUGCUGACAAAGAAGCACUUCCUGUUGACUUUCAUACGAACGCUGGAGGCGCAGAGGUCGUUUUCCAUGCGGGACCGAGGCAACGUGGCGUCUCUGAUCAUGACCGCCCUGCAGGGGGAGAUGGAGUACGCCACAGGAGUCCUCAAACAACUUCUGUCUGACCUGAUCGAAAGGAACUUGGAGAGUAAAAAUCAUCCCAAGCUGCUUCUCAGGAGAACGGAGUCGGUUGCUGAGAAAAUGCUGACCAACUGGUUCACGUUCCUCUUGUAUAAGUUCCUCAAGGAGUGUGCCGGCGAGCCUCUUUUCAUGCUCCACUGUGCCAUCAAGCAGCAGAUGGAGAAAGGACCGAUAGACGCCAUCACCGGAGAGGCUCGCUAUUCUCUGAGCGAGGACAAGCUCAUCAGGCAGCAGAUUGACUACAAAACGCUGACGUUGCACUGUGUGAACCCCGAGAACGAGAACACGGCGGAGGUGACCGUGAAGUGUCUAAACUGUGACACCGUCACUCAGGUCAAGGAGAAACUCCUGGAUGCGGUCUACAAGGGCAGCCCCUACUCACUCAGGCCCAAAGCUUCUGACAUGGACUUGGAAUGGCGUCAAGGCAGAAUGGCUCGAAUUAUUCUGCAGGACGAAGACGUCACGACGAAGAUCGACAACGACUGGAAGAGGCUCAACACGCUGGCUCACUAUCAGGUUACAGACGGCUCAGUGAUCGCUCUGGUGCCAAAGCAGAACUCUGCCUAUAACAUCUCCAAUUCAUCCACCUUCACCAAGAGCCUCAGUAGAUACGAGAGCAUGCUGAGAACGGCCAGCAGUCCGGACAGCCUUCGGUCGCGCACGCCCAUGAUCACCCCUGACCUGGAGAGUGGGACUAAGUUGUGGCAUCUGGUGAAGAACCACGACCACUCGGACCAGCGGGAGGGCGAUCGGGGCAGCAAGAUGGUGUCUGAGAUCUACCUGACCAGACUCCUGGCUACAAAAGGCACACUGCAGAAGUUUGUGGACGACCUCUUUGAGACCAUCUUCAGCACGGCCCACAGAGGCAGCGCUCUGCCGCUGGCCAUCAAGUACAUGUUUGACUUCCUGGACGAGCAGGGCGACAAACACUCCAUCACAGACCACGACGUACGGCACACCUGGAAGAGCAACUGCCUCCCACUUAGGUUCUGGGUGAACGUGAUCAAGAACCCGCAGUUUGUCUUCGACAUCCAAAAGAACAGCAUCACGGACGCGUGCCUGUCCGUGAUUGCCCAGACCUUCAUGGACUCAUGCUCCACGUCCGAACACAAACUGGGGAAAGACUCACCGUCCAACAAACUCCUCUACGCUAAAGACAUCCCCAACUACAAGAACUGGGUGGAAAGGUACUACUCUGAUAUCUCACGUAUGCCUGCCAUCAGCGACCAGGACAUGAGUGCCUACCUGGCGGAGCAGUCCCGCCUGCACCUCAGCCAGUUCAACAGCAUGUCUGCACUGCACGAGAUCUACUCCUACAUCAUCAAAUACAAAGACGAGAUCCUGUCGGCGUUGCAGAAAGACGAGCAAUCGCGGCGACAGAGGCUACGUGGCAAGCUGGAGCAGGUCAUCGACACCAUGGCGCUGACCAGCUGAGGGUUAACCCCGGUGGAACGCUGGCCGACAACGCCUUCCUUCCCAGACGCUCAUCAACCGGACGAACAACAAAAAGUCCAUUUAGUCCGUUCAACGAAGAGACGGCAGAGGAGCGAUUGAAUGGUCGAAGUCCGCUUUUUUUCUUUCUGCAAACCAAGCCCGGAUUGGACCGAAUUGAGCGAACGCGCAGUAGUCCGUGUUGACUCCGGUCCAGCAGAGGGCAGUGGGGUUUUUUUUGGGCCACAACCAGGACCUAAACCAGGGCGGAUACUUGAUCCCGUUUGGGGAUAUCCCUUUCCUGUUGCCAUUAUCAGGGUGGACACACGGAGGAGGAAGAACUGAUGACAAACUCCCAACCAUUCGGAACUUCCUUGCUUACGGUUGAAUUGCCAUUUCCUUCCUUCCCCGACCACACCGCCUCCUCUCCUUAGCGCUGUGCCGCUCAUGUUACUGCUGAAUUUGCACAACAGAAAGCUAAAUCAAAAGAGAGCAAAGGAUCUAUGAACACAUUUAUAAAUAUAUAAAUACGAGCCUCUGUUUUGCGUUGAAAGAGACGGUUUUUUUUUUGUUUGUUUUAAUGUAUAAAAACGAUAGGUUUGACAGGAUUUGAUAUUUCCGCGUAGAAAAUGUGAAAACUUCAAAAAGAAAAGAAAAAAAGCAACACGAGCUAAAGUUGCGUGCCAUGUUUUACUUUGAAUGUUGUUUAGUGCAAAGAGACUUUUUCUUUUACUUCGAUGAAAUGUGUUAUGAAAAAUGUUGUCAUGCUUAUUAGUGAGACUUUAAGGGGGGGAGGAAAUAUGUGAAUGGGAAAACUGGACUCAAAAUUGCAGAAGGUUUCUAUGUUUAAUGCUGGUCAACCCACAGUGAUGUUCUUCCACAAAAUCCACCAAUGGAUCCAUUUGAUUCACCAGCCCCUUUUACACAGAGCAUACUUGCCAACCCUCCCGAAUUUUCCGGGAGACUCCCGAAAUUCAGCGCCUCUCCCGAAAACCUCCCGGGACAAAUAUUCUCCCGAAAAUCUCCCGAUUUUCAGCCGCGGACCUGAGUGAGGACAGCCUUUUUUCACGACGGGAGGACAACAGGGUGACAAGAACUAAAUCAUCCAGA